This is a messenger RNA of Paramecium tetraurelia, 891 nucleotides long. RefSeq lists its product as uncharacterized. NCBI's taxonomy places the organism in Eukaryota, Ciliophora, Oligohymenophorea, Peniculida, Parameciidae. The transcript has 2 exons. The record is from RefSeq and is a predicted model, not a curated record.
AUGAAGAAUUGUUAUAUAAGAGCAAAGCAAAAUCCAAAAAUAGAGAGAUAAAUCAACCAUCAGCAUGCGCCUCCAGACUCUUUUUAAGGAUCAUUUAGUGAUUCGAGUAUUUGUAACGUUGAUGACACCUGUAGAGAACAAUAAGCAAUUGAAACUAAGUAAGUGACUUUGUAGAAUUUCUAAGCAAAUAAUGUUGAAAUUGUUUUACCUAAAAAGAAAGAGAAGAUAUUUAGUUCAAAAUUGAAAACAUGCUUUGUCGAUUAAUAAUAUGUAGACAACUUUGCAGUAAGUAAAAUGACACCUGGAAUUUCGGAACAUAAAAUAAAAAACCCAUUUCAAAGUACUUAAUAACCAGUCAGAAAGUUGAGUGAUAUACAAAGUGUCACUGACAAAGAAUCAUAAUCCAGAUAAAGUAGUUAAAGGGAUUUAAAUUCUUAAAAAGAAUCGAAACAAAAUAUAAAUGUCAUCAAAUAAAUAUCUGUUGCUAAUAAAAUUGAUAGAUCUAAAGUCGCUGCAAGCUAUAGUUAAUUGGCCUCAAAAUUAUACUGUGCUGACUAAUCUCCUUAAAUCAUACACAACCCAUAAAAACUAUAAGAGAAAGCUUCGAUAGUUCAUCAAUCUUUAAACAAACUUCACACUGUCCAAAAUCAUCUACUAUCCUCUCCUAUUGAUUAUAAUGCAUCACCCAAGUCUUCUAAUUAAAAAUAUAUAUUGUCUGAAUAAAGUGAGUGCUUCUAAGAUUUACUAAAGGAUAAAAAGCAGCCGUAGCAAACAACUUAGUUAACUUAAACCUAAUAGGACUAAUCUCAUAGAUAAAUUGAAAAAAUUUUAUCAGAAAAUGAGAUUCUAUUUAAGCAACUGAAUAAUGGCAAAAUAAUAAAUAUUUACUGA